Messenger RNA from Egretta garzetta (little egret), 2302 nucleotides. RefSeq names its product DDRGK domain containing 1 (gene DDRGK1). Lineage: Eukaryota; Metazoa; Chordata; Aves; Pelecaniformes; Ardeidae. The transcript is spliced from 9 exons. The record is from RefSeq and is a predicted model, not a curated record. Bases 9 to 899 code for a protein of 296 amino acids.
CAGAAUGAAUGAGCGCUAGAACUACGCAGCUGAUCCGCUGUGUGGGACCACCUUUGGGAGUUACUGAGACAGACACAGUGAAGCUUUCAGCUGAUGAGGAACACCAGCAAAAUGUGGCGGCGGCAGCAGUGGCCAGGCCUCGGCCACACGCUGAAGAGCGGGGAGAUGGGAUGCCGAGGCGCCGGAGGAACAUGGGAAACCGGAUGAUGGCCCAGAGGAGAGCGCAGCAGGCGGAAGACUGGGUGGAAGAGGAAGAUGAUGCUGAGGAUGUGCCAGAAUUUCAGGUGUCUGGGAAAAUCGGAGCAAAGAAGCAGAGGAAAUUAGAAGAGAAACAAGCCAGAAAAGCACAGAGAGAGGCUGAAGAAGCAGAGCGAGAAGAACGGAAAAAACUUGAGUCAAAAAGAGAGGAGGAAAGGCGGAAAGAAGAGGAGAGAAUACGUCUUGAGGAAGAACGACAGGAAGAGGAAAAAAGGAAGGCAAAGGAAGAAGAGGAGAAGAGAGAGUAUGAAGAGUACCUGAAGCUGAAGGAGAGUUUUGUAGUUGAAGAGGAAGGGGUUGAAGAAUCAAUGACAGAGGAAGAGUCUCGCAGCUUUCUAAUGGAAUUUCUCGAAUAUGUGAAGAAAACAAAGGUAAUCCAGCUGGAGGACUUGGCUUCACAUUUGGGUUUAAGGACACAGGAUGCAAUUAACAGAAUCCAGGACCUGAUGGCAGAUGGCAUUCUAACAGGUGUGAUUGAUGACAGAGGAAAGUUCAUCUACAUCACUCCAGAGGAGAUGGCUGCCGUGGCGCAGUAUAUCAAACAGAGAGGACGAGUCUCCAUCGCAGAGCUGGCCCAAGCAAGCAAUUCCCUGAUCAACCUCCAGCCUGACAGCCGAGCGGUUGCUCCAACUGUGGCAUGAAACUGUGGCGUGAGAAGAAUACGGCAGGAGUUUAACCUUGUAAUGAAUGAGCCUCACAAAGCCAAACAAGAACCCCUCUAGUCUAUCCCCCGCGCUUGAAGAUGGGAUGCUCAUUUUGAGCAUCAGCGACAAGACUUGAUCAAAAGUUUUGCUUUUCAUUCUGUUAGAGCUGGUAUGAAACAGGACAGUCAUUUGUACAACGGAGGCGAGCCGAGAGCUUGAGGCUAAAGCACUCUGAUGCACCUGUACCCCAGGAACAUCAGUAAUUUUUACGUGGUGACUUCCUCUUGGCAGCCAGUCUCAUGUGACUAUACCCAAACUUUGUAUUGUUUCCAGAUUCUGAUGUCUGUAUCGAGUAUGUUUGCUCUUGAUUGCAUUCAGAAUCCUCCAGGCUUGCUCUGCGCUUACGGGGCUGUGUAACUUUGUGGCAGUGGUGUACACAGCCCAGAAUAGUAGGUGUGUAGGGGUGAGACUUGCAGCUUUUGUCAUCUGUAUCAACAUUGGAAGGACAGAGUACAAAGAAAAUGCUGCAAGCGUGUCUCUGUUCCUACUGAAAUAUAUACUGAAACUCUAGAAAGAGUAUGUUGAGAGAACUCCCAGAGCCUACUGCAGAAAACCUUUGCUAUAUAAAUACAGGUUUGCUUGGUUUAUAGAACGUCAAGUUUGCUCGCAGCCAAGCUGCGUUAUUUUUUCUGUAGCCAAGAGACAGAAACACCUCCACGGAAAGGCUAAAUCGCCUCAUUUAUCGUGCAGGCCAACUCUGCUGAUACUAACCAGAUUCUGAUGAUUCAUCCUUUGAAGUAAGAGCCAGCUCAGUGUAUCUGAAGGCCUCGGACACCCCCACCCCACGGCCUUUGUGUUCUGGAUGGGGUUUUUUUUAAAAAAUAAAAAAUUCCAGCACUGUGAGUCAUGCAAUUAAGGUUACAAGUAAAUGUUUAUUAAUAUAUUAAUUGCAGGGGUCAGUGUAUUUCCUGCCUGAGAAUAUUUAUUUUUUUAAUAGCCUAACUGAUGCUUUGUUAAUUCUCCUUUCUGAAUUCAACAGAAUCUAUGUGGGUAUCCAGUAGCUGGGGAGGGCGAGAGGGGCUGGUUUUGUCUCCGCCAAACUUAGAGAUAACUUGAGUAGACUGAAAGCUGCGUUAUGGGCGAGAUGAGAUAGCAAUAAAACAAUGGAAGGAAGAAGCAUAUUUCCUUUUUGAAUCUCUGCGCUACUGCUGAGUGUGACACUCCGCAGGGGUGCGGCGUUACCGUGCGGCACCGCGUGCUGACGUGAAAGAUCAGGAUGUCCUUACUGUGUUGCACAACGAUAACCGGGCAAAAAGAUUGAGAUUUGAGGCUGGGAAAGUCUCUUAAUAAUUCCAGGUUUGAUUUUGCCAUGAUUUUUUUUUGCUCUGUCCCAAACUAUC